This is a messenger RNA of Diabrotica balteata, 3296 nucleotides long. The record is from the annotation of a GenBank genome assembly. NCBI's taxonomy places the organism in Eukaryota, Metazoa, Arthropoda, Insecta, Coleoptera, Chrysomelidae.
AAUAACCACAAUAAGUUUAUAAAUGGUUGCUUGUAUUUUGACAGAAAUGCUUAUUUUAAUAUAUUGACACACGCAUUGAACAUUUUUUAAAACAAAUUGUGUACAUAUAUUGCCAUUGUUAGUACCCUUUGAUGAAAACUUUGUUAAUACAAUAGUGUUCAGUCAAGAAAAGUUUGUGUGUUUUAGAUUUUAGGUCUUCAGUUAAAUAUCGGCAUCUGUAUAAUAAACUCUUUAUAAACGUGGAUUUUUAAGAAGUAUAAUAUAGAAUAUCAUUUUUAGAAGGAAAUAAAAGUAUAUGAUACAUAAUUAAUAUGUAAAAUAGUAUCGCUGUAUAGAAUGUUUGGAAAGACCUACCAGUAAUAUUUACAUUUUUCUGAUGGGGACCCAAACUAUAUCAGAAGGUGAUUUUGAUAUCUUGCAGUUUGAAAAACAACUUACCACAUUAAAAGAUUCUCAAGAGGCUAUUAACAACUGUUGCCAAUGGUGUCUACAAUAUAAAAAUUACCACAAGAAAAUAGUUAAUGCUUGGCUAAAUGUCUUGAAAAGGGUUAAAGUUGAACAAAGGCUUAAUUUGUUUUAUUUGGCAAACGAUGUUAUUCAGUACUCUAAAAGGAAAAACUAUGCAUUUGUUGAAAGUUGGGGAAUUGCCUUGCAAAAGGCUACAACUAUGGUUAGGGACGACAAAGUUAAACACAAAAUACUUAGGAUAUUCAAAAUUUGGGAGCAAAGAGGUGUAUAUAAUAAUGAAUUUAUAUCUGAUUUAUGUGGACUUAUAAAUGUUGUACCCAGUGCUCCAAAAAAUGAUGAACCACAUGAAUUUCAGCCAAGUUAUGUGAUAGGUAGGAUUAAAACAUGUGCAAAGCUGGAAAAAGAUACAGACACUAAAUUGAAAAUAUUGAAAGAACAUAAUCCUAAAAUACAACUAGAUGAUGGUCUUUUGGCAUCUCUUAAGGAUCGUGCUAAUGUGGAUGAUGUAGAAAAAGAACUCGAAGUGUAUAUAGCACACAUCAAUGAUUAUAUGCAGGCGUUAAGGUCAGAAGUUAAACAAAGAGAAAAUCUAAUCAGCAUAUUAAAGCAAGCAGAAACACAACUGGAAGCCGAUCGGAAAGAUGUCAAAGUCGUAGCAAAUGCAUACAAGAUGUUUGGUUUGAGGGUAAAAACCUUCCAAAGGAAACUAGAAGAACACAAACAAACCUUGUCAAGUCCUGUACCUUCACCAGAUAUAAAUGCUCCAUCACCUAGUCCAGAUUCUGAUCUUGAUUUACCAGAAGAGUCUGCAGAUGAAGUAAUAAAUAGUAUCAAAAAAGCUCCACUUGCAGAUUACAAUCCCAAGGCCGAGUUGCAGUUCAGUGCAGGUUAUUAUACACCAAAUAAAACCCUCGAGUCUGCCGCUGAUUUGUCGAACGUCUCGAAUAGCUUCCUAAGCACUAAUGGCUUUGCUAGUUUUAUGGGAUCAGAAACGUUUAAUUUAGAGAGUUUUAGCAGCACUUUAUUUAGCAACGUCAGCAGUUUCAAUAAUACCAACGAUUCUUCGUUGGAAACAAGUUUCACUCCACCAAUUUCGACACCGAAUACCCAAGUUCCACCUCCGCUCAUAGAACCGACAACUCCUCAGCCUUCCUAUGGAUAUGACACGAAUACUAUACCCUUGCUUCCUCCACCAAUGCCUCCAUUUUCAAAAGCUGAAUUGGAAUUUGGAAAUACUGGCAGCUAUGGUCCAACAACGACGGAAGCAAACAAUGCAUAUGUUACAGAUACAUUUUCAAACCCUUCCUAUGAAACUUCUAACAUAAAUUACCAAUCGGAGGACAACUUCAGGGAAGAUAUAUUUGAACCCCCUGUGGGGGCUAAUCCUUACCCGCCCAGUGAGGAAUAUAAUCCCGAAGAAGAUCUAGCCACAUGGGAACCAGACUCUGGUUGGAAUCCUCCUCCUCCUCUAACAGAUGAUUCUCAAAGUAGCCUUGGAACCAAAGAUGUUGAUCACCGAAACUUGAUAAGCCUUACUGGAUCUCCUGGACAUUCCAACUCUCAAAAUUCUCUUUCUAAUAGCCUAUGGAACAAUCAGUCAGACCAGGAUUACAGGGUUUCUCGAAUCCAAAGCUUGCCGGCUGAAGAUCCUGGAAAUGGCUCCGGUGACCAAGACUACAGAUUUGGUUUUAAUAUAGAUCAACUGAAACUCCCUCCUCCACCACCGCCGCCACCAAAGUUUCAGGAGCAGCAUCUACCGCCGUUGUUGUUGGAAAGAGAUGAUCCUUCACCACCUAUAUCUCCAGACAAUGUGGAUAUGGAUCUGAGCGAUGACGAAAAUUGUAGAGUAAAGAGUGAAAAUUUAAAGGUUAUUAUCGAUGGAAGUGAAAAUGAUGAUCACUCUUUUAUGCUAGAACCACCCCCACCGCUACCUGAACUACCUGAUGAUGACACAAAUAAUUUCUUAGAUGAUCUCACUCAUGGCGACGAAAUGAAUGAAUUUGGAAAUAUAUCUGAUAAUCUGGAAGAUUCAUUGAGCAAUAAUUCUAUGAGCGUUCCACCGCCAUUAAUGAUGAAUUUUAAUGAUUUGGUAGGUCCGCCAAUCAUGCCUGCAUCAUUGAACACUUCCCUACCCCCACCUCCACCGCUCCAUCCACCGCCAAUGAUGAUGGGACAACCUGGGCCGCUUGCCCCGCCUCCGAAUCCUUGGCUAUCGGAUGAUGAUCUAGACAAUUCAUCGCAAAACAACCAUGAUCAAAGCGGUGGAGAAGAUUGGGGUCCAGACGAUAAUUGGAUGGGACCACCUCCUCCUCAAAUGCCACCGCCAUAUAUGAAUAAUCAAGGUUUUCGAGGAAGAGGACACAACAAUAGAGGGCCUUUCGUUAAAAGAGGGAGGGGACGAGGAGGGUCCCCGGGAUUUAAUUUCAUGCCAGAUCAAAAUUUUGGAGGAGGCAAUUUUAGAGGAAAUUUCAGAUCAAGAGGAGGAAACCGUGGCAAUAGAGGAUUCUUCCCAAGAGGCGGUAACUUUAGAGGAGGAUUUAGAGGUGGCUUCUGAUAAUACUAGAUAUUUUAUGUUAUACAUUGCAUAGUAAAAUGUUUCAUAAAGAUUCUUGAUCUAUUAGUAAAAAUUGUGAUCGGUCAUAUUCUUGGUGAUAAGAAGUUCGCGUAAACGAUUUUUUAUUUAAAACAUGUAAUGUUUAGUAGAAUAAGUUGUAUCUUUGCACAUUUUUUUAAUGUACGUAAUUGGUUUUUCUAUUUCCCUUAAUAAUCAAAAACAGUUUGAUCAGUUUGUUUAUAAUUUACGUUAAAUUAAAAAAAAUAGUUUUGCG